Molecule: messenger RNA, 3022 nt
Organism: Oncorhynchus gorbuscha (pink salmon)
Lineage: Eukaryota; Metazoa; Chordata; Actinopteri; Salmoniformes; Salmonidae
Product: cell surface A33 antigen-like
Exons: 7
Coding region: 457-1827 (456 amino acids)
Cellular component (GO): plasma membrane
Source: RefSeq, a predicted model, not a curated record
ACUGGUGAAAAUACCAUCUGUCUCUACUGUCCUCUCUCAAUUCUGCACAUUCAAACUACAGAAGAGAAGAUAAUCUAUUUGCAUUCAGAAAUGCAUUUGUUUCUUAUGGCUGUUGGUCAGAGUUAGUCACUGCAAGUGCAUACAGGUUUCGCUUGACAAAGUGUAGAGUUAAAGUUGCAAAAGGUUAGUCUUGUGAGAGAAACAAACUAACAGGGCAUGUAUCGACAAGAUAAGAGGGCGGACAGAGAAUGCUACCUGCCAAAAUAUCGACGUUCUGAUUGGCUGAUGACAACGUCACUCAUUUUGAAGUCCUGUUCCCAGCCAGGAAAGCACUUAGCACAAGUUUUGGAACUCAGCCUAGCGAGCCUUCUACCUGGCCAAGGUCUUGUCCGCGGUCCCUAGCCUACAAAAAACAACGCUGGUGACCGGAGAGGUCGUAACUGUUACUGAUCGACGAUGGCCUCGCAGAAAGGGACGUUUGCUGCCGUUUUACUUUGUCUCGUCGUGUCCAUGACUGUAGCUUUAGAGGUGUCCAUCCCUCAACGGACCUAUGAGUUCGCCAGGGGAGACAACAUCACUAUACCAUGCAGCUUCAAACCCAAGAACCCAGUCAACGAUCUGGUCAUCAUAUCCUGGUUGGCUGAAGCAGACAAACCCGGAGAGCCAGAGGUGUCCGUCCUUACCUCCUACUCUACUGGUGUCCUGGACAUCAGUGACAGGUAUGAAGGAAGAGCUUCCCUGGAGCAGGACCUAGCUAAAGGAGUAGCCAACCUGAAGCUCUCCUCCAUCGGUCUCCAGGACAACCGACUAUUCGACUGUCGGGUCGCCAUCCCCAAGGAUGACAAGGGUCAGCUGGCUGACACCACCCGUCUGGUGGUCCUGGUGGCUCCCUCUGUGCCUGUCUGUAAGAUCGAUGGGAAGGCAGAGUACUUCCAGGAUAUCAGUCUCACCUGUCAGUCUGAAGAGGGCUCUCCUCUUCCUACCUACAAGUGGCAGGGCUACGACGUCAGAAACAUGCCCCGAGCACCUGCACCCAAGACAACAGACAAGGAUGGUGUUCUGUCUCUCUUCAACCUCACCAUGGAAUCCUCAGGAUACUACGUCUGUACCUCCACUAAUAAGAUCCGCAGUGCCAAAUGCAACCUGACGCUGUCCGUCAUGCCACCGUCUAUGGCCCUGGGUUCAACAGCGGGUAUCAUUGGUGGCGUUGUGGUUGGUGUUCUGGUGCUGCUCAUAAUCCUCAUCUACUGCUGCUGCUGCAGAAAGAAGGACAAAGCAGAGGAGUACGCUAUGGGGGUUCCAGAGGGGGAGGAGUUCCACGACGACAAACCCGUGGUGAACGGCGAGGAUCGCCAGACGCGCAGCAAGGAAGGCGACGAUGAAGACCACCCACCUAAGAUCGCGGACCGUCGCGACCAGUACAAGGAACGCAGUGAGAAGGACUACGAUGACCGCCGCAGCGACUACGAUGACCGCCGCGAGCACCACGAUGACCGCCGCAGCGACUACGAUGACCGCCGCAGCGACUACGAUGACCGCCGCAGCGACUACGAUGACCGCCGCGAGCACCACGAUGACCGCCGUAGUGACUACGAUGACCGCCGCAGCGACUACGAUGACCGCCGCGAGCACCACGAUGACCGCAGGGACCAGGAUGACCGCUACUCUGACCGCCGUGACCGGUACGACCGUGAUCGUGUUUACGAUGAACGCAGUGACGGCGGACGGUACAGUGAUCGUUAUGAUGAGCCCUACGAUGAUCGUGACAGACCUCCCAGUGUACCGGCCAAUAAACCUGCUAAGCCUUCUAAAAAUAGAAUAGAUUAGAACCACUUAAUGUUUACCGCAACUUGUGUUUGGAAUGGUUGAAAAUAUAAUGAAUAUUAUAAACAUAGUAGCUGCUGUAGGUCAGGCUUCACAAAGGGCCUAGCUGCCAGACUGAACUCGUCACAUCAAUAACAGGACGACAGUGACACAACAAAAGGCUGUAGAUCAGGGAUCAUCAAAUAGAUUCAGCCGCCGGAUGGUGUUUGUCCUUCAGCAGAAGUUCAGGGGACCGGAACAUAAUUAUAAAUCAUUUGUAGACGGCAAAUUGACUGCAAGAAACCCAAACGGAUGUAAUAUUUGACAAAUAUAUAAUAAUUUAGAACCUUGCUUACAUUUGUAUACCCUCACAUAUAAAGGCCUUCAAUGUGGAGUACAGCCUAUGAUUGAAGGAAGGGCGGCCUCCAUUCAGUUCAGUAGUCAGGAAGCCAAUUGGAAUGCUGAUUCAAAGAUUUGAAAAGUGCCAUCUAGUAUUUUCAAUUAGGAUUUUUUUAUUCUUGAAUCUGAAUUUAAAUGUGCUUUCUGUUACAAACUGCCAUUGCCUGGAUAAGACUGUAUGAAUUCUCAGUGCAUCUUAUUGGAUAAUGCAUUUUUCCUCCUGCCUUUGUCUACUGUUGGUGUGACAGAAGAGCUUCUCACGUCAGUCUCAGGUCUUGACUGUUUGAGAACCACAAGCUUUCUGGUGACGGUUUGUUUGUUAUUAUCAACUGUAGAUUGAUAAUAACCUCAUUUAAAAUGUUGGAGUUACAUGUAAUAUCAACUGUAGAUUGAUAAUAACCUCAUUUAAAAUGUUGGAGUUACAUGUAAUAUCAACUGUAGAUUGAUAAUAACCUCAUUUAAAAUGUUGGAGUUACAUGUAAUAUCAACUGUAGAUUGAUAAUAACCUCAUAUUAAAUGUUGGAGUUACAUGUAAUAUCAACUGUAGAUUGAUAAUAACCUCAUUUAAAAUGUUGGAGUUACAUGUAAUAUCAACUGUAGAUUGAUAAUAACCUCAUUUAAAAUGUUGGAGUUACAUGUAAUAUCAACUGUAGAUUGAUAAUAACCUCAUUUAAAAUGUUGGAGUUACAUGUAAUAUCAACUGUAGAUUGAUAAUAACCUCAUUUAAAAUGUUGGAGUUACAUGUAAUAUCAACUGUAGAUUGAUAAUAACCUCAUUUAAAAUGUUGGAGUUACAUGUAAUAUCAACUGUAGAUUGAUAA